CCCGCUCUGAAUUCGGGGCGUUCCUCUGUUUGCGGUCGUCUGACUUCCUGCGUCUUCAGGUCUUCUUUACUUAAACCAUCUGAAUUCCAUUCCUGUUCAAUGCAGAUCGCAGCCAGGAUUCCUCUUCGCAACCCAGCCUCCUAAAUACUCAUUGAAAAAAGCAAUCUUCGUGUGUUCGCAGUAUGUUGGGUAAACGCAUGCAAAACGCGCUUCUGGCGCUUGGUCUCGUCGCCGUGGGCACCGAUGCCGCUGCAGUGCGCUUGGAAAACCGUGCGAGUGCAUUCGACUACAAGAGCCAAAAGAUCUAUGGCGUCAACCUCGGUGGCUGGCUGGUGACCGAGCCCUGGAUCACACCUUCAAUCUACGAUAAUGCAGGUGAUGCAGCUGUCGACGAAUGGACCUUGACCCAGACACUGGGCAAAACUGAAGCCCAGUCCCGUCUUUCUGCUCACUGGAGCUCGUUUAUCACACAGGAUGACUUCAACCGAAUCGCCCAGGCCGGUCUCAACCACGUCCGGAUUCCAAUCGGCUACUGGGCCCUUGCGCCUAUUGAAGGCGAACCCUACGUCUAUGGUCAACUGGAAUACCUUGAUCAAGCCAUCACCUGGGCACGAAGUGCCAACCUUAAGGUCAUUCUCGAUCUACACGGCGCACCGGGAUCCCAGAACGGGUUCGACAACAGUGGCCGCAAGGGCCCCAUCCAGUGGCAGCAAGGGUCGACGGUGAAUCAAACCCUGGUCGCCUUCAAUGAACUCGCCAAACGCUAUCUCCAGUACUCCGAUGUCGUCACGGCUAUCCAAGCGCUCAACGAGCCCAGCGUUCCCGGCGGGGUUAACCAGGACGGGCUCAAGCAGUACUACUACAGCACCCUGGCGACGGUGCAGAGCCUGAACCCGGACACCGCUCUCGUCCUGCACGACGGCUUCCUCUCCGUGGACUCGUGGAACGGCUUCAUGCAGUCCUCCAACGCCGUGAUGGACACCCACAACUACCAGGUCUUCGACAACGGUCUGCUGGCGAUGGACAUCAACACGCACGUCCAGACCGCCUGCGCCUUCGCCAACCAGCACCUGGUCACCACCGACAAACCCGCCUUCGUCGGCGAGUGGACCGGCGCCCUCACCGACUGCGCCAAGUAUCUGAACGGGAAGGGCGUCGGCGCCCGCUACGACGGCACCUACGGCUCCAGCGGCGCCAUUGGCAGCUGCGCCAGCCACAGCACCGGCACCGCCGCCGGCCUCUCCGCCGACGAGCGCACCAACACUCGCCGCUUCAUCGAGGCCCAGCUCGACGCCUUCGAGAAGAAGACCGGCUGGGUCUUCUGGACCUGGAAGACCGAGGGCGCCCCCGGCUGGGAUCUGCAAGAUCUUCUGGCCGAGGGCUUGUUCCCGAGUCCCUUGUCCGAUAGACAGUACCCCGGACAAUGCUCUUAACUUUGUACUUCUUCUGUGUUUAAUUUUCUUCUCCAGUUUGUUCAUCUCUUCGAUUCUAUUCCAUCUGCAUUU
Aspergillus uvarum CBS 121591 is the source of this 1505-nucleotide messenger RNA. RefSeq names its product glucan 1,3-beta-glucosidase (gene exg1). The transcript is spliced from 3 exons. Gene Ontology annotation, biological process: glucan catabolic process. The record is from RefSeq and is a predicted model, not a curated record. Bases 183 to 1433 code for a protein of 416 amino acids. Gene Ontology annotation, cellular component: extracellular region; cell surface. Gene Ontology annotation, molecular function: glucan exo-1,3-beta-glucosidase activity. NCBI's taxonomy places the organism in Eukaryota, Fungi, Ascomycota, Eurotiomycetes, Eurotiales, Aspergillaceae.